Megalops cyprinoides (Indo-Pacific tarpon) is the source of this 3100-nucleotide messenger RNA. It is a transcript of the gene tmem67, whose product is annotated as transmembrane protein 67. The coding region runs from base 92 to 3034 and encodes 980 amino acids. NCBI's taxonomy places the organism in Eukaryota, Metazoa, Chordata, Actinopteri, Elopiformes, Megalopidae. The transcript is spliced from 28 exons. The record is from RefSeq and is a predicted model, not a curated record. Gene Ontology annotation, biological process: cilium assembly. Gene Ontology annotation, cellular component: ciliary transition zone; MKS complex.
UGCACGAUGGAUGGGGGAGAUGGGGGGGAUGGGAUAACGGAAAUGAUUGCAGCGGGUACAGGAAGACGAGUAAGUCCGCUUGCAUUCUGCCAUGGCGACGGGGACGCCACGAAUGUUUAUUUGGGUGUUGUUUUUAUUUCUGUGGCUGAAAACAAAUAUUUACGUCUGUCAGCAGUUCACAAUUUCCUUCCAGCAACCGUCAGACUGUGGUACAGAUAAAAUAUUUGACAUUUCAAGUUUGUCCUGCGUCAGAUGUGGACCAAACCAAAUAAGCAGCAAAUCCGGCACCACGUGCGUUUGUCAGACUGGAUUCAAGGUUCUCUCCAGUAAUGGUGCAACGGUAACCUGUCAGCAGUGCCCAGCUGAAGCCAAACAGGCGGUUACAAAGGACGGCUAUGGGUGUAUUCGAUGUCCUGGAGGUUUAAAUCAGGAUGGAACGUGCCAGUGCCCCGCGGGGAGUGUCCUCGUGGAGAGGGACGUGAAUGGCAAUCUUCUGGAGCAGGCUGUGUGCGAAAGUUGCAGCCCAGCAGAGCCUGCGUUCUCCAUCCCUGAUGCGACCGGGAGCAGGUGCCAAAGAUGCCAGGACUCUUUCAUCAACACAUCCCUCUCCUGCACUUGUGGGCAGGGAAAUAUUCUUGUAGGAGGGUUGUGCUUCCCCCUGAACAACCUGCCAACAUCAGUAGUUACAACUGUCAGCUUUGCUCAGUCACUUCUUGUCCAGUCAGUAUGGUUCUCCAGACACCUGCACUCCUCUGCUGCGGCCUGCUUGGUCUUCUCCAACCUCACCGCCUGCCAGGCCCUGGGCAACAUGUGCGUGAUGAACAUGCACUCCGUCAGCGGCAUCGGCAACGACGCGUGCGGCCUCUACAACACCAUCUACAGGGCCACGGCUGCUCUGGGAUCAGCGCAGGCCAUCUCCUACUGGAGGUCGAACCUUCCGUGGCUGUUUUACGGGGACCAGCCUGGCCUGGCGUCCCGGGUCCUGAGGACGGACGCCCUCCCAGCCAGGUUCAGCUUCAAGGGGGCCAGCAAGAAUACAAAUAUCAACUUCAUUGCUGCCGUUUACAAUGCUAGAGGAGACUUUGUAAAGUGGGAGAGUGCCGGUGGAGGCAGUUUACAGCUAUGCCCUGACACAGCGGUCAGAAUCAAGGCUGCCUACACGUUCGGGACCGCCUAUCAGCAAAGCUGCGUCCUCUCUGUGUCCAAGAUUCUGACUGAUUUCCCAGAGCCGCUGUUUUAUGACAUAUUCAUGGACUUCACCCUGAGCAGUGGAGAGAGGAAGCUCUUAGCUGUGCCUGUCCGCAACCUCAACCAGCUUUUUAAUGGGCAGCUUGUCAACCAAGGGAGUAACAUGAACAAUUGGUAUCUGUCUCGGCGGAUACUAUUGGUGGACACUCUCACUGGGCGUGAAAACAGACUGGAGGCCCAGCCCAAAUUCAUACGUGUUGCAGCCAGCAUAAGGAUAAGUUUCCAGCUGGUUGCAGACACUCAGAAAGGAGAGGUCUACCCACCGUUGAUCACUGUCUCCUACUCAGAUAUUGCCAUCAAUAACCCUGACACACAGACAGUUCCCGUGUCGUUCACAGUAGAGUAUGAGAUGGACCAGAAGGAAGCCCAGAUCAAGACAGAUAUUGCUCUGGGAGUCCUAGGUGGGGUGUCCGUGCUGUACUCGCUCCUCAAGACGGCCAGCUGGAAGAGGAGAAUCGCCUCCCCGAUAAUCGAUCUUGAGACCAUCCUGAAAUUCUUGCUCUUCUAUGCUGGAGAUCUCGCCAACGUGUUCUUCGUCAUCACGGUGGGGACUGGACUGUACUGGCUCAUAUUCUACAAGGCCCAGCAGUUUGUGUCAGUCCUGCUGCCCCUGCCCUCCCAAGAGGAGCAAUUUGUCACGUACGUGGGCUGUGCAUUUGCCUUAAAGGCAGUCCAGUUUUUGCACAAGCUAAUCCAUCAAUUGUCCGUGGAUAUAUUUUUCAUUGACUGGGAGAGACCCAGAGGAAAAAUCAUGGAGGCGGCAGGAUCAACGAAAAGCAUUCCGACCCCCGUCAGUAUAUGGAGAACGUACUUCGUGGCCAACGAAUGGAACGAGAUCCAGACGAUUCGCCGAAUCAACCCCGCCUUCCAGGUGGCUACAGUCCUUUUCUUCCUGGAGAUCGUGGGCUUCUCCAGCCUGGCCCUCAGAGAUCCCUCCUCUGCUCUGAAGAGAGACAGUGAGGCCUACGUCCCGCAGUGGAGCCUGAUUCUGAGAUACGGCGUGGCCACAGCCGUGUGGCUCAUCAUCGGCUCACUGCAGAUACUGUUCUUCACGGUCUUCCACGAGAGGUUCGUGGAGGACAAAAUCCGUCAGUUUGUGGACCUCUGCUCCAUCAGUAACAUCUCCGUCUGGCUGCUCUCCCACCGCUGUUUCGGCUACUACAUCCACGGUCGCUCCGUCCACGGCCACGCUGACACCAACAUGGAGGAGAUGAACGUCAACCUGAAGAGGGAGGCGGAGAACCUCUGUGGUCAGAGAGGGCUGCUCCCCAACACCGACACCCAGACCUUCCAGAUCUCCAUCACCAACAGACUCCGUCAGCAGUACGACAGGAUCCUGGACCCGCUCACCAGGAGAAACGGGCCCUCGCGACUGUUGGAUGCCACGGCGAGUCCGUUCGAGCAGAACGCCAAAGCGUACAACACCAUGAACAGGUUCCUCAGUUCUGUCAUAGACCAUGCACAUAAGGAAAUGGACUACAUCGUAAAAGACAAACUGUUGUUCGAAAGAGUCAUCGGAAUGGAAUUCAUUGAACCGAUGGACAAAAGCUUAUUUUACAAUGAUGAAUCCCAUUCAUUCAGCGAUGUCCUUUACUAUGGAAACGAGGCCACCCUGCUGAUUUUCGACAUGCUGUUCUUCUGCGUCGUGGACCUGGGCAGUCAGAACUUUGUCUUGGCUGCAGUGCUUACCUAUCUGCAGCAACUGCUCUUUAAGCUGGUCCGAAAUGCCAUUAGUCGAAGGAACUUGGCAACAAAGACUCUUGUGGAUGAGAGGUUCCUCAUGUAGUGUUUCCCUCUGCUUUGGUCUGAGGAAGGUCAUGAGGUCAUUUGGGCAGUGCCUAUGUGACCAUGU